GGAAUAAUAUAAUAAACUUUAAUUUUGUUUUAUUCAUUUAAAAUAAAAGUAAUUUUGUAUCAUGACUACUUAUAUCAGUACUAGUCAAUAUGACAGUCAAUCUGUUUACUGAAGCUGGAUUCAUUUAUUUAGAUAGGGUAUUAGAUAUCUAGAUAAAUUUAUGGGUGCCAAAUUUGCACUAAUAUCAACCAUUUGGGAUAACUUUAUUGAAAACAGCCAGAAUUGCUAUAAACCUGGUGCAAACAUUACAAUAGAUGAGCAAUUUAUCCCAACCAAAGCCAGAUGCAGGUUUAUGCAAUAUUUACCGAAUAAACCAGACAAAUUCGGAAUUAAAUUUUGGCUGGCAUCCGAUGUUCAAACAAAGUAUGUUGUAAAUGGAUUUCCUUAUUUAGGAAAGAACGAAAAACGAGCACCAUCGCAACCUCUGGGUGAAUUUGUGGUACUCAAACUUAUUAAACCAUAUAGUAUGAAGGGAAGGACAAUUUUUUACAAGUUUGUCACUGGCAUAUAAAUUAUUAACCAAAAGAACCAUACUGGUUGGAAUACUACUGGAAUUUAUAAAAGUAAGCUGAAAAAGAAAGUUUCUAUCCUGAACUCAAAACAUAAAACUAUCAAAAUUGGAAAAAACGAAAAGGGCCUACUUGAAAUAGUUGAAUUUUAUAAAACAAAAUUUGGGGUAGAUAUAGCAGGCUAAAUGGCAAAAAAAUAUAGUGUGAAGUAGGGAUCAAGAAGAUAGCCACUUCAAGUAUUUUUUAAUAUUUUAGAUUUAGCUGGCAUAAAUGCCAGGAUUUUAUAUAAGGAAACCACAGGUGAGCAGAUAUCCAGAAAGGAUUUUAUUUUUCAAUUAGCAGAUGAACUUGCCACUGACAAUGAAAAAUCAUGGAUAGAACAAAGAGCAUCCGAGAUCCAAAGUAUGUCAACCUUACUCACCUUAUUCACGCAAAUGGCAUCAGAUAGGGUACUGUAAUAAUAAUAAGACCGCCACCAUUUGCAAUCUUUGUAAAAAAAUAUGUACGCAGGAAGUACACGCGGAAGAACUUUUUACAUUUGUAAGAAAUAUGACGAAUGAUAACUUUUGUACCUAAUAAUUUAAGUUAUAUUUGUAUUUUAUUUAUUCUAUUAUGCUUAUUAUUAUAUUAUACUUCUUAUAUUUAUCAUUGGAAAUUUAUUUUAAUAUUCUUGUUACCAAAGAUUUUGGUACUAAAUAUUCUUCAUUACUGUACUUAUUGUUAUUAUUAUAGUUGUUAUUAUAUAGUUUUUAUCUCAGAACAUGAAGUUCCUUUUGUAAGGUAAUAAUAAAUUAAUAAAUAUAAAAAUAUUCUACUAUUACGUAUUUUUUAAAGACCAGUUAUUUUGCCUGGUUUUGAUAGAGAUAACUACAUCUCAAAUGUCAGUAGUUCUAGUGUGAA
Messenger RNA from Bombus pyrosoma, 1409 nucleotides. Its product is annotated as piggyBac transposable element-derived protein 4-like. The transcript has a single exon. Lineage: Eukaryota; Metazoa; Arthropoda; Insecta; Hymenoptera; Apidae. The record is from RefSeq and is a predicted model, not a curated record. Bases 161 to 511 code for a protein of 116 amino acids.